Messenger RNA from Stegastes partitus (bicolor damselfish), 1351 nucleotides. It is a transcript of the gene cops6, whose product is annotated as COP9 signalosome subunit 6. The transcript is spliced from 10 exons. The record is from RefSeq and is a predicted model, not a curated record. Gene Ontology annotation, biological process: protein deneddylation. Gene Ontology annotation, cellular component: COP9 signalosome. Lineage: Eukaryota; Metazoa; Chordata; Actinopteri; Pomacentridae. Bases 44 to 1012 code for a protein of 322 amino acids. Gene Ontology annotation, molecular function: metallopeptidase activity; protein binding.
UUAAGUGUACAGCCCACUGCGCCUGCGCGGUUUACCGGACAAGAUGGCGACCAGCAAUGGUGGAGGAAUGGAAGUGGAUGGGGCAGCCAGCCCCAGUGUCAUGGCCUCGGGGGUCACUGGGAGCGUCUCUGUUGCCUUACACCCUCUGGUUAUCCUCAACAUAUCUGACCACUGGAUACGCAUCCGCUCGCAGGAGGGGCGGCCAAUGCAGGUGAUUGGUGCUCUGAUCGGGAAACAGGAGGGCAGAAACAUUGAGGUGAUGAACUCCUUUGAACUGCUGUCCCACACCAUAGACGACAGAGUGCACAUUGAUAAGGAGUACUACUACACGAAGGAGGAACAGUUCAAACAGGUCUUCAAAGACAUGGAGUUCUUGGGCUGGUACACAACAGGUGGUCCCCCAGACCAGUCAGAUAUCCACAUUCACAAGCAGGUGUGCGAGAUCAUUGAGAGUCCUCUGUUCCUCAAACUCAACCCAAUGACCAAACACACCGACUGUCCUCAUCUCCCUCAGCUUCCUGUUAGCGUUUAUGAAUCUGUGAUUGACAUCAUCAAUGGCGAGGCUACCAUGUUGUUUGCUGAACUGACGUACACACUGGCCACAGAGGAAGCAGAGAGAAUUGGUGUCGAUCACGUAGCUCGAAUGACGGCCACCGGCACCGGAGAAAACUCAACAGUUGCUGAACAUCUCAUAGCCCAGCACAGCGCGAUAAAGAUGCUCCACAGCCGAGUGAAGAUCAUUCUAGAGUACGUCAAAGCCGUGGAAGCAGGAGAGGUGCCAUUUAACCACGAGAUCCUUCGAGAAGCAAACGCCCUGUGCCACAGACUGCCAGUCCUUAGCACCACAAAAUUCAAAACUGACUUCUAUGAUCAAUGUAAUGACGUCGGCCUCAUGGCCUACUUAGGCACCAUCACCAAGACUUGCAACAGUAUGAACCAGUUCAUCAACAAGUUCAACGUCCUGUACGACAGACAGGGCAUCGGCCGGAGGAUGAGAGGACUCUUCUUUUGAGCUGGCAGAAAGCCGAAGCAGAGAGACAAACAAGCACUGCAGUUUCUUUUUCUCUGUUCUGUCUUUAUUUUGGGUUUGUUUGUAUUUUGAUUUGCUAAAAAGAAAUCCUUAAGCCAACAGUAGCUUUUCCAACCAGUUUACCAUUUUCAACCACAAGUGUGUCUAAAGGCACCUAAAAACACCAAUCAGUAGGAGAUGUGUACAAAAUCACUCGACUCUUUUGUGGGUAUGCACAGCGAUGAAUCCACUGUACAUGAACGUUAUAUUAUUUUACCCAGUUUGUUUUAUUGUUCCAUGUUUCUGUAUGUAAUAAAUGAUCUGCUAAUUUUUUUCAUGGGA